UUGGGCCGCCGGCGCCUCCCCCGCCGCGGCGGCCUGAUGCGGCACCCGGCGCCGCCCCGCCUGGCUUGCGCUCCCGUUUUCCCCGAAACCCCUCCGCCUUGAUAUCCCCGGGGGCGCGGCAGGGGCGGUGACGCCCUGUGCCCGGUUGCCGGUCAUGCGGGGCGCGGCCCCCAGCUGCCCGGCAGCGGGCGGGGGGCGUUGAGACCGGGCGGCAGCGAUGCCGGGGGUCGGCGGGGCCGCGGCCGCCGCUAGGCACCCCCAGUCCGGCGAGGCGGCGGCAGCGCCGCGGGACGAGGAGCAGCAGGAGGAGGAGGGCGAGGAGGAUCUCCGCGACGGCGGCGUCCCCUUCUUCGUCAACCGCGGCGGGCUGCCUGUGGACGAGCCCACCUGGGAGCGGAUGUGGCGGCAUGUGGGCAGGAUCCACCCCGAGGGGGAGCGGGUGGCGCAGAGGAUCCGGGGAGCUGCCGACCUGCCCAAGAUUCCCAUACCAAGUGUGCCUACGUUCCAGCCGUCCACCCCCAUCCCUGAGCGCCUGGAAGCUGUACAGCGCUACAUCAGGGAGCUUCAGUACAAUCACACUGGGACACAAUUCUUUGAGAUUAAGAAGAGCAGACCUCUGACUGGGCUGAUGGACCUGGCCAAAGAAAUGACCAAAGAGGCCCUGCCAAUAAAAUGCCUGGAAGCUGUGAUCCUGGGAAUUUACCUCACCAACAACAUGACCACGCUGGACCGUUUCCCCAUUAGCUUCAAAACCCACUUCUCAGGGAACUACUUCCGACACAUUGUGCUGGGGGUGAACUUCGGAGGCCGCUAUGGGGCACUGGGCAUCAGCCGACGUGAGGAGCUCAUGUACAAAGCACCUGUCUUCCGCACACUGAGUGAACUCAUCUUUGACUUUGAGGAGGCAUAUCGCCGCUGCUGGCACACUCUCAAAAAGGUGAAACUGGGCCACUGUGUGUCCCAUGACCCACACAGUGUGGAGCAGAUUGAGUGGAAGCAUUCCAUCUUGGAUCUAGACAAGCUAACCCGGGAAGACUUCCGCAAAGAGCUUGAGAGACAUGCCCGUGAUAUGAGGCUGAAGAUUGGCAAAGGAACUGGGCCACCAUCUCCCACCAAGGACAGAAAGAAAGAUGUCUCCUCCCCACAAAGAGGUCAGGCUAGCCCCCAUAGGCGCAACAGCCGUGGGGACCGUCGGCCAUCUGGUGAGAAGAAGCCUGCUGAUUCCAAAGCCAUGCCAGACCUCAAUGGGUACCAGAUCCGGGUGUGAAAAGAGCUGUGCCUAGCUCCAGAGAUUUCUUGCUGGCCAGAACUGAGACCUGGAUACACCGGCAGUGAUUCUGACAAAGGAGACAAGGGAGUGGGAGCAGAACAGAGUGCCGAUCUUCCCACGUACUUCCUAGUGGGCCAGUCCCAGAGCUGGAUCCCAUGGGUCCCAGAGGAUUCACCUGCCUGUUUCUGGGAGAGGUGUCCAUCUUAAUUCACUGAAACAAGUAUUUUUACAAAAAAGGGGAAAAAACAAAAAAAAAAGAUGUGAAUGUUGGUGGGAGUUUGCUGCAGGAAGACAUGGAGUGAGUGGGGUCAGCAGAUUCACUAUCAAUUUAUUUCUGUUGACAGCAAGUAAGUGAAGCAUUUUGUUGACAGCACUUCUUCCCUGUCUGCACAGAAGCCUUCAACCCAUGCAAGACCUGCACAGCUGAGGCUGGAUGUGAUGCUGGAAUGGGAUGGCCGCCAUCACAUUCUGUAUCUUGUGCAGAAACUCCUUGUUUUGCCAUUAUGAACACUUUGUUUAACAUUGCUCUUGUAAGAGAGGGCUGAAUUUGCUCAGUCUCAUUUAUUGAUCAUACAAAGACUUUUCAUCUGCAGAAACCACAUCUUGUGUGUUUAGUCCUGCCUAUUUCAAAGUAUUUCAUUGUCUCUAAGGGAGUAAACAGUGGGAUGAUGAUUUUCUUUACCCACUGUGAUGCUGGUGAACUGUUGCUCUAAGUCCUUUUGUUGUUGAGUGGGUCAUCAGCAAUGAUGAUGUGCCUACGCCAUUGCCAUAUGAAAACAGGCACAGAGACCUCAUUUGACCAGGCAGGGGCUGGAGGGAAGCCUGAACUUUGAGACCGCCCUUCAUGAGCCUUCUCUCUCUAGUUACUGCUACUGUGAAAGCUUGCAGAAGGUGCUUCAGUCACUGAGGUACAGGUUUUAAGAGUAAAUAGUUAAAGAGGGGUUUAAUGAUGUGAACAGGUUUUACAAGCAUUUUUCUUUUCCACAAGAUCCUUGCUCCUUCCUCACUGUAGUGUUAGUGCUGGAGUUACAGACGCAUGCUUGCUGAUUGGAAGCCCUGCUCAAGGAGAUUGCAGCUGCCUUCCUAACGGCUCAGCCCAGAGCCUCCUAGGAAAGUAGUUCCCCACCAUAAGCCCAGAGCUUUGCUUCUGUUCUGGUUCUUUGGAUAGCUGCAGUAUUUAACAGCACCACCUAGGCCAGCGUUCCCCAAAGGGCUUGGGCCUUUCUGCCUGCUUUCAGCUUUGACUUUUCCUACGCUCCUUUCCAAUAGAGUGUUGUACUACUGAUUAAGCAGUGUAUUGCUUGUCAGAAAUCUGGAGUGUUGUCAGAUAUUGCUUUGAGGCCUAGAAACAGCGAAGUUGCCACAGGUCAGAACAGCAUGGCCUUGAAGUGAUCUGGAUGUGUGGAUCUAGGGGAAGUAAAAACUGAGCUUGGAAGUGCGAGUAUCCUCAAGAGAAGCUGAGUUUUGUUUUACGACAGCACUGACAAGGAGAUAAACUUUCAGAAAUACUACAUGUUUAAUUUAGUUAGAACUGGGUUUAUUCUUUCAUGUGAAGUUGUUAGAAACAUGAUGGAGCUUAGCUCUACUGGGUUUUUUUUGUUGCAGUAUUGCUGUGCUACACAUUUGUAUAAGCAGUGCUAUUUUGGUGGCAGAGAAUGGGUUCUUAUCCCCAAACAAAUCAGCUCUUCUGUCACAUUAAAGCAGUGUUAAUCCCUGAAGCACCACCCACAAGUGAUUUAACUCAGGCCUCACAAGUUCCUAAUUGUACAUCCUUAACUGUGACGUAACGUGUAAGGUGCUAUAUCCAUACCAGUGCAGUCUGUCCUUCCAAGCUCUCUUUGUAGCCUGUACUAUUUGCUAUGCUGUACAACCAGGAGGACGAUCCACAGGGAGGUGGCAGAACUUGCUGAUGACCCAAGACAAGAUUAGUCCAGAAACGGAUGCCGAUUUCCACAGUGCAGUGCAACACCUGUCCUCUCCCUUGCACUUCAGCUAUGUGCAACAAUCUGAAAUUACACACAGCAGUAGCAAGCCAAGCACCCGAUUGUGUCCUCUAGUCAAUUUUGUAUGGCUGUAAAUUAACACGUUUAGUGUCUGGAUGCUAAUGAUGAUGUUAGCUGUAAAGGUACCACUGUUACCUGUAAAUAUUAUACAUUACUUGAAAGCCACAAACUGCCUUUGCAUAGUUUGCUAUGCAGUGGACUGAAAGUUCAGGUGCCACUGUGAAUCAUAUGAUAAAUACUUGCAGCAGUCAUCAAGAGAGACUGACUGUCAGGUUUUAUUAAAGUGGAUUAAAUCCAAGAAAAAGACAUUAUAAAACACAUUUAGAUAAAACUAGGAUGCAUCCUCACCAUGACUUUGGUUGUUUGGUUGGUCAGUUAAUUCAGGGUUAACUGUGAGCUCUUGAAAGUAAUUAGUGGCCUCAUACAGAGCACAUUCAAUAGCUGGACAGAACUGAGCCUUUUUAGAUGGAAAGGAGGGGAAAUGUGUUGAGGGGAAGAAGACCUCAAAAUAGAUGGGGCAAGUGAGAGGUCAGCUGCAAGCUAAUGAUGCAUUCUUGAGAGCAGGGCAAAAGGGGUGCUCAGCAGUGUUAUAUCACCAGGGCAGAAUGGCUUAAAACAAAAUGUUUUGUUUGACCUGGUAAUUAAGUGCUUUCCUGCAGGAUGUAACUGAGGCCAAUAGCUUAGAAAAUCAAAGGAAGUGGAUGUUUAAAGAAUGAAUGACAGGUGGAGUUCAAGGUCUCCUAAUCCUCAGAUGUAGCCAGAGGACAAUAUACUCUUUCAAGAUUUAGUUGCACAAUUAUGUACGUUAGGAGGCAUUUAAUUCUUCAUUUGUAUCUAAUGUUGAUGACUUCUCAAGAUGGAUGCAGGAGUAGACAUACGCUCUCUACUAGGAUUGUUAUUUCAAGCCUUCUACUAUGUUUCUCUGCGUGGUAGAAUUCCUGCCCCUUACUGUUUCUGUAUCUCCAGUUUAGCAGAUGGUGCUUAAAAAAAUGGAGAACGACCAAACCAUUCUCCCCUUCUUGCUCUUGCUACUCCCAUCUUUGUAACAAGAUGCAUCACUUCAAUACAAAGCUUAGCUUUCUUGCUAACAACAUGAGAGCAUCUCCCUGUGACAGAAAGGAUUAGUGCAAUACAGUUUUAUGCAGUAAGAAACCUAAGGGUAUAAUGAAAAAUUAACUUCUGCACUUCCACUUCUUUCCUCCCUUAUCCACCUGCUCUGGCUUCUGGUCUGUCUGCCUUUAACCAUAAGGAAAAAGAGGCUGGAGAUGAGUCUUUUUCACUUUUGCAGUCUUUAGAGAUACAGAGAAGGAAUGAAAACGAGGAACUAGACUGUAAUUCAGGUCCUGCAGAACAAAAAAAAAAGGAUCUUGAGGAGUUCUCCUAUUUAAUGUUAAAUAUGAUCGCACGUGUAGCUCUGGGGCAUAGAUUUCACUGAGCAGUAAGUAGGUCUCAUUUGAUGUCUGUUCUACAGUACAGGUCCUUCUGAACUCUGUGGAAAGCAACUGCAUCCAUAUACUAGGAAUGGACAGACACUGCCUAUGUCAUAUGCCAAGUUGGAGUGAGCUUUGAAAGACUUGGAACAAAUGCUGACCUACUACUAGCAAAACUAUUUUUAAUAUAAUGCAAACCUUGAAAGAAGAGUUUUUCUUUGUACUUUUAUGUAGGCAAGUCCCUUUACUCUUGGCCAACUGCAGUUUUUUAAUGGACGAAUGGGUUAGUGAGCGAAACUUUCUGCUACAGUGUCACUGAUAUAAACUUCAUAUACUAAAGAGUAGGGUUGAGUGUCCAUCAGACUGUGACACUAGCCUUUUUUUUUUUUUAACUGUGAUAUGAUAAACUAAAUGAGUCUUUAGGAACUUAAGGUACGUUAGCAAGUGUUUAGUGGAAGUGGAGUGCUUUUUUUUUUUCAGGUGAGUGUUUUACUUGUAUGGCACUGUAUAGGUCAGUAUAGUAUCCUUGGAUCUACCAGAAUAAAUGACUCCAAAACUGUGGUUGGAACAUAGUUUCUAUUCAUGCAGUAGUUGUACCACUGUUACCAGAUCUGUUUAACAUGAAGAAUUUUUGUUUUAGUAUUUCAGGUGAAAGCCUUAAUCAGAUGCCUGCCCUUUAAGGUAGGCUCACAUGUGGUGUUGUAUAGAUUGAAACAUGACUGUCCUUAAAAUUGCAGAGUUUAAGAAACCACAGUGAACAGAAGAAUGCUCCUGUUGCCAAAAGUCUGGAUUAGAUGGGCUUGACCUUGCACCAGAGGCUUGGGUGGUUGCUUUUAGCCACUUCUCCUUCUAAGUGAAGUUCUUGACAUGGUCCUGAUGAUCAGGCACUAGAUAGAAGCAGAAGGUGCCCUGUGUCCUAUGCGUACUGUGUGUGCAAGUCUAGCUGAAGUAACUCCAUACAUUCCAGUGGUCUUGCACUGUCAUCAUGUCAACAUUAAGACCCACAUUAUGAAUUUAUAACUUAAAUGUAUCACAACCAUUCUCCUUCAGUGAUGCCCUGGCCCUGUCUGCUCAGGAGCAACUCAACUUUGGCCCAGAAGGCUACGGAAUCCCCAAUAAUCUCUGCCAAGCAGAGUUUCCCUCCAGGUCAGGGUUGAGAUGGUGCUAGUGGGACCAGAGUGGUCCACUUCCGUGCACAUCAGUAUUCUACUCUAGCACUGAUAGGGUGCUCCAAAAACAUUUACAUCUUUAUCAUUGGUACAGCUCAGAACUAAGAAAUGGCAGGUUUCUUUCUUUAAGAACAAUAUCCUGUGUGUCUUUUUGUAAUUAAUCAGUGAGGUUCUGUGUUCCUAUGUAGCCAACACAGAACUUGUACUUAGAUUUAGUUCUUACUGCACUUCCCAUAGCCCUCAUGUUGAUACUUCUUCCUGCUUCCUUUGACACUUAGAAAAUAAAAUUCCCUCUGUACUGCUCUCAGCUUGUGCAGGGAAAACAA
Molecule: messenger RNA, 6198 nt
Organism: Pezoporus flaviventris
Lineage: Eukaryota; Metazoa; Chordata; Aves; Psittaciformes; Psittacidae
Gene: VASH1
Product: vasohibin 1
Exons: 7
Coding region: 218-1267 (349 amino acids)
Biological process (GO): regulation of angiogenesis
Cellular component (GO): cytoplasm
Source: RefSeq, a predicted model, not a curated record